Messenger RNA from Pectinophora gossypiella (pink bollworm), 2999 nucleotides. It is a transcript of the gene Tmem43, whose product is annotated as transmembrane protein 43 homolog. Gene Ontology annotation, biological process: nuclear membrane organization. The transcript is spliced from 8 exons. The record is from RefSeq and is a predicted model, not a curated record. NCBI's taxonomy places the organism in Eukaryota, Metazoa, Arthropoda, Insecta, Lepidoptera, Gelechiidae. The coding region runs from base 152 to 1336 and encodes 394 amino acids. Gene Ontology annotation, cellular component: nuclear inner membrane.
AUGAACCGGGAGUUUGGGACUGGUCCGAAUAUUGUGAGAUUUGUGAUUUUUCCUUGAAAAUGGGUUUUAAAAUUGAAUUACAACAGUUUUAAAACUCUUUCAUAGUUAUAAUUAAUUAUACUGUAGCGUUCUCUAUACCGCCACUAAACAGAUGGAUUGGUCAGCAGUUAGUAACCAGUUUAAACAAACUUGGUUAACUACAUUACUCAGCCUUGUUCUGUUUACUGGUGUCACUUACUUCUUGCUAUGGGCUGAGUCUCAAACCAUCCAAAGUAACUUGAUGCUAGAAGAACUCAUAAAUUCGGCACAAACUAUUGAUGUUCACACAGAAGAUGAUUCAGCCCGGUAUGAAGGCAAGAUCGUGCAUGUGGUGGGUCCACUGCGGAUUCUCGAGCCCAUUUCUGAACCUGAUUACAACAUCCAUGUGCAGGCAGUCAAGCUGAGGAAACGGGUGCAGAUGUAUCAGUGGAUAGAGGAGUCUACUGAUCAAGAACACUUCUUAAGUGACCCAGCAGAGGAGACUCACAAGCAAUACUGGUACCACAAGGACUGGAGAGACUAUGUAGUGGACUCCAACCUGUUUUACAUCAGACCAGGGCACCACAAUCCGGCCUCUAUGCCCUUGUUUAGUGAAACACAUGUAGCUGAUAAUGUCAAGAUUGGCUGGUUAUAUUUAGGUCUUGAUGUGAAGAGAAAAGUAAAUGAUUACUAUGAGAUUUGGUCUGACUCUCGACCAGACCGCACAGAUAUCAAGCUGCACUCGGGAUUCUAUUACCAUGGCGAGAGUGCUUUGCAACAUGAGAUUGGCGAUCUUCGCGUACAUUUCUCGUAUGCGGGGCGGGAGGACGAUAUUUAUACGGCGGUAGGAGUUGUUGAAGGAGGUACACUCCAGGCGUAUAGUCCCUCUAUGUUUCCUCACGCGGACCCAAUCUCACUACUUCGUAAAGGUUCCUACAGCUUGAAGCAACUUCACGACAUAGAACGACGGGACGCUAACGUACAUACAUGGAAGUAUCGCCUCCUCGGCUUUGUACAAGUAUUCGCGUCUGCGAUGACUUUGCACCCGGAUUGGGUUACUAUUUUUUUGCAAUUCCAAUGGGUAUCAAGCAACUUGCGGCGUUGUUCUAGAGGGUGGAUCAAUUUCGUCCUGUCGUUUUCGUACACAUUGCUCAUCAUAUCAAUACCUUGGCUAGUCCACAAGCCGCUGUUCGGCGCGCUGGUGCUGGGUGGCGCCACGCUGCCGCUGCUGCACUACUCCACGCUGCUGGCGAGCCGCGCCGCGCCCGAGCCGCCGCCGCGUGCGCCCUACGCGCGCUGGGACGACACCAUUCGCUGAGAGUUACUUCGCCGCCAUCUUGUGCAUUUAAAAAGAAAACACUAAUACCCGCAUUUUGUGUGCGGCCAGUGCAUAUCAAGAAAAAAGUGAUAAUUUUGUUUUUAUUUAUUUUGUAUUUAUUUUUGUUUUAUAAUUUAUUAAUUUUUAUUUAAUUUGAAUCUAAGUUUUGUUUCGUUACGCUUUUCUACUUGUGUAAUUUAUAUACGUGUUUAGGUAUUUAUGAUAUAGUUUGUUGUUUUGUGCUUGGUGCUUGUUUUGGUGUUUUGGUGCUUAUUUGAAAUAAGUUUAAUUUUGUUUUAAAAUCUCAUUGAAUAAUAGUGAAAAUAAGUAUACUAUUAGUUUUAGUAACCAAUAGGAUUGACCAAUUUAAGAGUUACCAUGUUUUUUUCAAUUAACUACUUAUUCUUUUGUGAAUCAAAGUUAUUAUAAUAUUAGGUGAAGGCAGUGGCGGCCCUAGGGCUGUGCGAGGUGUGCCAAAAUCAACCAAGACUGGUUCAACCUGGCCGCAAACUAACUUCAUCGGGUCACAUUGGAACUCAUACCGAGUUGUAAACAACAUUUUUAAAAGAUUUAAAGAGGUAAAUUUCGGUGGCCGUAUACUAAUCGAAAAAUUUUGUAUUUUAAGGGGCUGAGGGGUGCCACUAAAUGUUCUUGCACAACCUAAAUAUUUUGCUAGGACCGCCACUGGCUGAAGGUAUUCAUAUCUAACAUUAGCUUUAAGUACAGAGGAACCAAAUAAUUGCUUAAGAGAUGAAUUUACGCGUAUGCUACACUACAAUUUUUGUUCUAACAGGAAUUUUACUAAGCAGAGGAAAUCAAACUAUAAUAAUGUGGCAAGACGUCGUUUAUGUUUUGUUCAGUGAUAUUACAUCAUUUUAGUACAUUACAGUAUAUAUACUUAUACAUUAUUUAUUAUUAGUUACAACGAGUUUCUAUCCCAAAUAUCUUAGAUGGAUCAUAUGAUAGGGAUAAUAAUGAACGAUGUGUUGACGUUUGGACAGUUUGUCAUACCAUAAUUAAAACUAAGUUAAUCGUAGGUACGUACGCUUAAAUGUACUUCUUCCACGUUCAUACAUUCAUUUCACAUAAGUAAAUAUGAUAUUAUUAAUUAAAUGGAUUUUAAUUAGAGACAUUUCGUCGCUGAUGUCGCGAACUGACAUAUUUACAGUUUUUGGCGACCGGAUUUGCACCUUUUGAAAUUGUCAAUAAGACAAAUCACUUUAGCAAAAAAAAAAAAAAAUACAUAUGGGUACGUCAGUUAGCAAAGUCAACCACGAUUUGUAAUGUUCCAUAGAAGUGCCAUAUAUCCAGAAUGUAUAAGUUUGUUUAAAUGAUAUAAUAAAUAAGAUGUAUAAAAUAAAUAUUUAGCUGUGAUCCCUACCUUUAGUACCUAAUAACCCUGAGUGCUCAAAUCUAGCUUAAUACCUAAAAUAAUGACCCUUUACGGUCACGAGUACUAAUAUGUAUACACUUUUUUGAAACCAUGUCACAUUAACUUUUUUGACAAAUUAAACCGUAAGUAUAAUUAAAUGUCAAAUAUGAUAGUGGGACAGGGUUCUAAAGUGGGUACAUGAUAUUGCUCAUGACUGUAUCAUAUUAAAAUGCGAGGAUAAGGUUGUGACCUGAUAGCAGUAUGUGUCGAAAUAAACCCGAUUUUACUAAC